Phaedon cochleariae (mustard beetle) is the source of this 2785-nucleotide messenger RNA. NCBI's taxonomy places the organism in Eukaryota, Metazoa, Arthropoda, Insecta, Coleoptera, Chrysomelidae. The record is from the annotation of a GenBank genome assembly.
AGCAGCAUAUCUUGAGCCAACAGCUUCAACUUUGGGGUUGUACAAUACACAUUUCCAUAUUGGAAAAGGGGUACCAAUGCAACAACUCCAUAAUAAACCAGAUUUUGGACACAAGCUUUCACUAAAUUAUUUUCUACAUCAGAAAGUGCAGCAAUUCGGGCCACAUGAUUGAAACCAUCAAUAUAAGGGGUGACUUGUUGAGUAGUGAGAUCCCAUUGCUGUUCUGGUAAGGCUUUAAUGAACAGUGGAACUUGAUGGUCCAUUACUGAAGGCGGAUCUAGCCUUAUUUGACAGACUUUGAGGUGUGUAGCUGUGGGGCCAUCUGUAAGAGCACAUUCGCCUAAAAAUAUAUAGAAUAUUUCUCAGCCUCCUAUAAUUUGAUUGAAUGAAUUGUAUUGCCUGUUUUGUUGAGCUGUUCCAUGACUUGAGUCAAAAUGGGAGUGAGUUUUAUGCUGGCUUUGCCAUCAGACAGGAAAUUAUUAUCCAUCUCCAUACUCAUCAAAUAAUCUGAGAACUUUGUAACAACAGAUUCAUAUUGGACAGUUCUAGCAUUACUAUCACAGGCAAAGCAUAAGUUGAAGUGGAAAGCAUUUCUUGCAUACUUCUUAUCAUCAAUGCGGACUGGGAAACCCAAUAUUUUGUGGUCCUUCAGAGUCCUAUAAUAUAAUGAAUCUACCACCACCACAAUGAGACAAUUUAUAAAAGUACAAAUAGGUACUUACACUGUUAUUGUACUUUUUUGAAGCUCUGCUUUGGUUAUAAUAUAAACACUGAUACUAUCAAACAACUCUUUUGAUAUGUAAUUAGCUGGUACCUGAUAGGUAAUGAAAAAAUCACAUCACUCUAAUAUUCAAUUAAAUGCCCUAUUUGUCUGACCUACUCACUUGGCAAGAGAUUAUUGGUCCAGCAGUUGGGUGAAAUUCACAAAAGAAUAUACAGCGAAUGGGUCCUUCCUUUCCAUUAUUAGGAACAACAGUAUUACUUUUAGAAUUUUCCAUUUCUAUAAUUGGCCGUAUAAUUUACAUCUCACUUUAUUUCAUUAAUUACUAUUUGAACUUUCUAGUUUUGCUCAGAAUAAUGAAUGAUUAUCUGGUAAUUUGUGACAGGAUGACAGUUGACACGUAAACAAUAACAAUAGCCGUCAGCUGAUUGUCGGCCAUUUUGUCUCAAGGACAGUUGUCACUUGUCUUGUCAUGACUGUCAUCGACUUCAAAUGACAGAUGAAUAUUAUUUAUGUAAAAUGAAGGUAAAAUGUAAAUAAAGUUGAUUUAUGGUUGAUUGUAACUGUGAAAUAUAUGUGAUGGUGUGACUGCUUGCUAUUGCUAUUUAUAAUAAUUGUUCUUAUACACUUCUAUGUAAAAGUAAGCAGUGCUCGUGAGUAAACAGAGUGUUGAACUCUACAUAUUUAUCUUUAUAUUUAUUCCAACCAAUUCCUUUGACGAUGAUGGAACCUGGUAAAAAAAUUACAUUCGCAUUCAACAAGGCUAGUAAGAAGCCGAUGGUGAUAAAAAGUAAGCCUGUAGAAGAAGAGAAAGAAUUGAUUGACUGUUUGGAAGGUCAAUCCAUUAUAGUUAAAAAUGCAGUUGUAAUAGUUAAGCAGCCCCUUGUAAUUCCAAUCAAAGACAAUAAGAGGAAUCUUCUGGAUAGAGUAAGAGCAUCUAGAGCAAAAGCUGAUAAAAAGCAAGAAAAUGGUGAAGCAGAUACCAGACCAGAUUCUGAACUUACCAUUGAUGAAUUAGCAGCUCGAGAAUUAUUGAAUGAUGCAAAGAAAAGACUUGCAGAGAAAGAAUCUCUCAACACCAAGGUACAUGUCCUUCCAUUGAAUGAAGAAAACUUGAGUUUAGAUGGUGAAAAAGAAGCAACUCUAGAAGAUUAUGAAAAUGUACCCAUUAGUGAUUAUGGACUUGCAAUGUUGAGAGGAAUGGGUUGGAAAGAAGGCUCAGGACUUGGUAAAACUGCUGCAAAGAUAAUGCCUGUGGUUGCACCAGAACUCAGACCAAAGGGAUUAGGCUUGGGUGCAAGUAAACUAAUUAGGAAUGAGACACCAAGUGAACCAGUUUGUGACAAACAUGGACAAGCCCUAACACUUAAAAAAGGGGCUUUUGCCAAGAUUAUUGCUGGUUCACAUAAAGGAAAUUAUUGUGAGGUACAAGGUUUGGAUGAUGAAGGUGGUAGGAUAAUAGUGAGAACUUCUCUGAAAGGAGAUAUAUUGGCACUGAAUGAAUUUCUUGUUGUACCUGUAACAAAAGAGGAAUACUCCAGAGGAUCGAAAAUAUUGAACAGGGUGAAAUAUGAAGAAUUCAAAGAAAAAGAGAUUAACAUUGUGAAAAAAGAGGAAGAAAAAGAGAAAUCAACAAAAUAUAAAUCCACUAGGAAUACAUCCACUGAAAAUACAGAAGAAAGCAGAAGCAAAAAGAGUCACAAGUCAGGAGACAAACAUGAGUCCAGACUCGAGUCCAGAUCAUAUGAAGUGAAGAGAUCAAAAGAAAGUAAAUCAAAGAGCAGGCACAGGGAAGAAACUUCAUCAUCCAGUUCAGACAGUGAGCUAGAAAGGUCCAGAAAACAACACAAAAGGAAGGACAAACGUAGACAUCGAGAUAAGAGUAGAUCCCCGCGCAGAGAAAAGACCAUCGGCCAUAAAAAAUCCAUCAGAAGUAAAAACAAGCAUGGUUCACCUUCUAGGUCCGAUAAUGAAAGGUCAAAAUAUUCCAGAUCUAGAGAGAGGGCAAGAUCUAGCAGUAGUGAAAGUUAUAAGGAUCAUAGAAAGAAUAAAUGAUAAUUUUGA